Messenger RNA from Pteropus alecto (black flying fox), 2763 nucleotides. It is a transcript of the gene FAM234A, whose product is annotated as family with sequence similarity 234 member A. The transcript has 12 exons. Bases 218 to 1876 code for a protein of 552 amino acids. The record is from RefSeq and is a predicted model, not a curated record. Lineage: Eukaryota; Metazoa; Chordata; Mammalia; Chiroptera; Pteropodidae.
CCCAGUCUCUGCGCCACGGCAACCCCGGCCGCUGGGAGACGCCAACCCCUAGAGACCCUGCCCAUGCUCUCGCCCACCUCCCAUCGGUAUUCUAGUCUGUGCGUGUCUGUGCAGCGGUUUUGGUGGAAAGGGUGCCGCAGGAGCCGGAGCUAGGCAGCUCCGCUGGCCCUUCCAGCCCCAGCGGUGACCAGGAGGUAAACUUUGAGAUGUGCACAAGAUGAUGGACAGCAAAGACUUAGAAGCUGAAAUCCAUCCCUUGAAGAAUGAAGAUGGGAAAUUGCAGGAGAAUCUGGAAAACCAAACGAAAAAGGAAGAGAGCUUGAAAAGCAGCCCCCUGCAGUCCCGCCUCUCCCGAUGCAGGACAGCGGCGUUUUUCCUCUCACUGUUUAUAUGCCUUUUGGGAGUGUUUGUGAUUUCCUUCAUCAUCCCGUGUCCAGACCAGCCAGCUUCACAGGGGCCGUGGAGGAUCAAUUAUGACACAGCAGUCACCUACGACUUUCUGGCCAUGGAAGACAUAAACAGAGACAGGGUGCAAGAUGUUCUCUUUCUUUAUAAAAAUACCAACAGCAGCAACGAUUUCAACAGGUCCUGCGCCAGUGAAGGCUUUUCCUCUCCCUGCACCUUUGUGGCUGCUGUGUCAGGGGCCAAUGGCAGCAUCCUCUGGGAGAGGCCUGCAGCCCAGGAUGUGGCCCUCGUGGAGUGUGCCAUCCCCCAGCCAAGUGUCAGUGGGGCAUCUUCUGCCUGCAUCCUCAUGGGCAGACUGGGUUCUUUCAUCGCAGUCAACUCAUUUACAGGGGAAACACUGUGGAACCAUCCCAGCAGCUUCGGAGGGAAUGCUUCCAUCCUGAGCCCUUUGCUCCAGGUGCCUGACCUCGAUGCCGACGGGACCCCAGACCUGCUAGUUCUCACCCAGGAGGAAAAGGAGGUUAAUGGCUACAUCUAUUCAGGUAGCACUGGGCACCAGAUUGGCCACCAAGACAGCCUCUGUGAGAACGGGACCAGUGGUUCCCUCCUCUUUGUUACCAGAGCGGGCGCCCACUACAUCCUUCUCCCCUGUGCAAGUUCCCUCUGUGGCCAUUCUGUGAAAGGCCUCUAUGAGAAGGUGACUGGGAGAGACAGCCAGCUAAGGAGAGACCCCUACUGGGAGGACAUGCUCAACACCACGACCCACAAGCUGCUUUUGCACAGCUCUGGAGGCAUCCGCUACCUGAUGAAUGUUCCCGGGAAAGGCGGCGAGCAUCUUCUCCUCGUGAGUUCAGAGGCCUGUGUGCUGCUGGACGGGCAGGAGUUGGCACCCAUAUGGACUUUCAGUGCAGCCCAAGUCCUCAGAAAACCCAUCCUUGGCCACUACACACCUGACACCUUGGCCGUGGUGAUUGAAAAUGGAACUGGCAUUGACAGACAGAUGCUGUUCCUGGACCUCAACACCGGGGUCGUCCUGUGGAUCCAGGCCCUCCCAGGCCUCCCUGGGGACCCUCAAUCUGCCAGCCUGCCGACUGCAGACCACCGCUCAGCCUUCUUCUUCUGGGGCCUCCACGAGCUGGUUGGUGCCAACCAGAUGGAACCCAGAGACGCCCAUCACAGCCUAUACAUGUUCCAUCCUACGCUGCCCAACGUCCUGCUGGAGCUAGCCAACAUCUCUGCCAACAUCGUUGCCUUCCAAGUGGCCCUGUUUGAGCCAGGCCGCCAUGCUGCCUGCAUCCUCCUCACUGGCCCGGCCGGCCCGGAUGCACCUGGCCUGGUCUCUGUGGCCAAGCACAAGGUGCAGGACCUCAUCCUGAGCAGCAGGGUGGUUCACCUGGCUGAGGGUGGGCCUGACAGCGACCAGGCUAUCAGGGACCGGCUCUCCCGCCUGCGGUACCGGAGCACGGCCUAAGAUGCACAGCAGCCAGAGCACAUGGGAGAGGCUCCAGCUGCUGAAAUUAAACAUCCUGGGAAGUUGGCCCUUCACUCACUUGGUCUGUACACUGACUCCCCACUCCUGAGCCUGGCAGCGGUCUUAGUACCUAGGGGCAUUUGUGGGUGAGGGGACACCCAGGCCUCUGCCCUCCUUUCCUGCCCAGCACACUGUGUCCUCACACAGGUUCUCUGUGCCCCACUGGGAUCACACUCAAGGCCAUCUGCCUUCACGGUGGGUCUUCCUGUGGGAAGAGCCAAGGCUUGUCCUACAGAAGUCCCUUUCCCUUUUCUUGUCUGAGCCCUUCCUUCUCUGCACCAUCCCCUUGGAUAGUGGACCCUGGGGUGGCCUCAGGGCAGAGGUUGAGCCUAAGGCAGUUCCAGCCCCCAGCCCUUCCCAGAGCAAGGAGGGGAAAACCCUAGCGUGGUUGGUGGUGACUUGCCCUAGAGAGCCCCUUUGACCUGGCCCACGAUGCAUGGGGCUUGUAGGGCAUGAUGGGAGGGCUGCUCAUGAGUGGCCUGAACGGGGCUUAUGCCUCUGUGCUGGCUGUUUACGCUCUGAAUGUUCCAAGGAAUUGGCCAUGAGAUACACACCUUAGGGUCAUUUUGCACCCUCUCAAUACACACUGGAGCUGCUUGUCCCUCGGGAGGCCCUGCACCCCGGGCUUGGCCAGCACCCCUCCUUCCUGGUGCUUGGACGCCCCCUGCAGUUGGUGUCACUUAAUGCAAAACUCACCUCUGUGCCUUGUUGCACCCCAGGGCCACUGCGGUGCGCUGUGAGGCCCAGCUGUGCUAAAACAUAAAAAAGCAGGCUGAUGACCCUGGGUACCAUGGGAAGAAAUCAAAAUAAAUGUUUUUUGCACUGUC